GGAGGAGCCUGCGAGCCCCCUUUUUUUUUUUUUGUCAGCUGGUCUCUUCGGCUCCAAACACGUCAAAUACUCACCAAGACAAGUUAACUUAAGGCCGUUAACCACCGUCAGCGGGCUUUAAAAAUGAGUGAACCGAGGAGCCGGACUCAGCGGCUCCAAGUUGACAAACUUUAACAAAGAGUCCGCUUGUGUCGCUCCCUCUUGUGAGAAGACUCAUGAAAGGGAGAGUGUUUUUUAUUGUCCUAGCUUGGUGGCUAACGUUAGCUAUUUGUCUGGUGAGUUACCCGACAUGGCAACUAGAGGGGAGAUGUCUCUCCGGCAGAAGUAUCGUCGUCCGCCGGCCUGCGUGAAGCAGGAGCAGGAUGACGACUCGGACGCGGAGGAGACUCAGCUGGGUCUGCGGAGGUCCGACGGGCUGGAGUCUCAGAUCAUCCACAGCGGACACUUCAUGAUGUCCUCGCCCCACAGCGAGCACCCCCCGAAGAAAGGCUACGACUUCGACACUGUCAACAAACAGACCUGUCAGACCUACCACUUCGGCAAGGCGAGCAUGUCGCACCUGUCCAUCGACGCUUCUCUCACCAAGCUGUUCGAGUGCAUGACUCUGGCGUACAGUGGUAAGCUGGUGUCUCCCAAAUGGAAGAACUUCAAAGGUCUCAAACUGCUUUGGAGAGAUAAGAUCCGCCUCAACAACGCCAUCUGGAGAGCCUGGUACAUGCAGUAUGUGGCGAGAAGAGAGAAUCCUGUCUGUCACUUUGUCACUCCUCUGGACGGGACCAUGGACUUGGACAUCAACCGUCCCGCCGAGGCGAUUGCAGCAGAGGGGAAGUGUUGGAAAAGAAGAAUUGAAAUUGUCAUAAGAGAAUACCACAAGUGGAGGACAUAUUUUAAGAAAAGGUUAAACAAGCACAAGGACGAUGACCUCUCCAGUUUACUGAAGGGACCAGAGGAGCAGUUGUCGCUGUUUGGGGAAGUCUCUCCAGACAUGCUCCGUGUCUCCUUUUAUCAGGAUGAAGACCUGGCCGCACGUCGCCUCCCUCGCAAUCGCAACGAAACGCCCGCCCCCAUGGAGAUGGACCCCCUCUUCGACAUGGACGUGUUGAUGUCCGAGUUCUCGGACACGUUGUUCUCCACGCUGGCGUCGCACCAGCCCAUAGCCUGGCCCAAUCCGAGGGAGAUAGCUCAUGCAGGGAAUGCUGACAUGAUCCAACCAGGACUCAUCCCCUUACAACCCAACCUCGACUUCAUGGACUCCUUCGAUCCGCUUCAAGACUUAUUUCACAGCCUCCGUCAGCCCAUCUUCCCCUUUGUUUCCCCCACUGCCUCAUCUGUCACCCCUCUACCCAGCAGCAGCUCUCAGACUCAGGCCCAGCUAAUCUCCAUGCAGAUCCCAACCAACCACAUCUCCCCUCCCGACCCCCUGCCCAUCCCCUCUCCCAUGGCCGGUCAAACCAGCCAAACAGGAGGUAGUGAUGCUGCCUUUGUACAGAACUUCAUGCCUCUGUUUCCCGAGCAGGUGGCGCCCAGUGAAACUGUAGUGUCCUCUCAGCCGCUGUCCCAUGAUCCUCUGGCGCAGUGCCUCUCGGGUCAGGACAUGGCCUCAGCAUCACCCAUGGUCCCCUCCCCCCUGGACAGCACCUCAGCGACUGUAGUCCCGUCCGUGAAAGCGUCCUCCGCUGUCACGCCCAGCAACGCAGCCACCACCUUCAGCUCCGAGUACAGCUCCAUAUCCACUCAAGCUCCGCCUCCUCCUCCUUCUCAGCUCCAGCCCUUGGCUCCUUUAAAUGCUACUCCUGUGCAGCACGCUCAGACUUUUGCCCUGCCGCGCCCCUUUCAUUCAUCCAGUGCCAACAAGAGCCGGCCUGUGCAAAGGAUCGCUCCGGCUAACACACUCCCCGCCUCCCACCUCAUCCUCACAGCCCCUUUCCCAGGUCACGCGAAUGCUGUGAUUGUAACGCCGACGCCUCUGAAAGCAGAAGUUGUGCAGAACACAGGCGUGGUCAUCACUCCUUCUCAUCUUGCAGGGGCUCCUGGAUUUCACGUCGUGUCCCAGCAGUCCCCCCAGACGAUUGUGCACAAAGAAAAGUCUUACCCUUCCAGCCGCAAAAAUCAAAAAGCCUCGUCCAGUGUCGUGCACAGACAGCCAGGAUCAGGUCAAGGGUCACCGUGCAGGUUAGACCAAGUCCCCAGUCCCCAGGCUCUGAUCAGCAGCUGCAGUACAGCGCUGGUAAAGAAUGAACACAAUCAGGGUCGGAGGACGACUCACAUAUCUGCUGAACAAAAGAGACGAUCAAACAUAAACAUUGGCUUCAAAACGCUCUGCAACCUGGUGCCCACUCUGAAGUCUCAAUCAAAUAUCACUAAUGCAAUCACGUUGCAGAAGACAGUGGAGCACAUCGGGAAGCUGCAGCAGGAGAGGCAGCAGUUACAGGAGGAGGUCAGGAGACUACGAGAGGAGAUAGAGGAACUCAACACCUCCAUAAACUUGAGUCAGGAGCAGCUUCCUGCAACCGGUGUGCCAGUCAGGCGUCAGCGAAUCGACCACAUGCAGGAGAAGUUCAAUGAAUACGUGAAAAACCGAACUCUGCAGAACUGGAAGUUCUGGAUCUUCAGCAUCAUCAUCAAGCCGCUCUUCGACUCAUUCAACGGGAUGGUGUCGACUGCGACCCGAGCAGAGCUGUGUCAGACGACGCUGCAGUGGCUCGACCGUCACUGCUCUCUUCCCGUGCUGAGACCCAUGGUGCUGAGUACCCUCCGCCAGCUGAGCACAUCAACAUCGAUCCUCAGCGAUCCGUCCCUGCUACCUAAAGAAGCCAUCCAAGCCGUCACACACCCGGAUGUGUAGCCCCCCCCCCUCAGAGGAAGAGGACAACAUAUCGCUACCUUCCCUUCUGUUCACUCAGAAGGGUUACCACGUCUUCCACAGAUCCCCCUCUUCCCGCCUUAAUCUAUACAAAAAUGCGAGUGAGCCUUGGUGGACUUUGACUCUGCGUGGGGAAGCCGGGUAUUCGUUUUGAUUUGUUUGGUGACUCGUGGGAUUCAUGCACGCUGGAAGCCCCUUAUCUGACAUCAAGAACAACUUGGCUUUUUAUCUUUUUACAUGUGAAUGACGGCAAGUGCUACCGCCUUCAGAUACUGUCCGGGAAGAUCUUCUGAAUAUGUCAUCGGACGACGGGGCCUGUGGUGUGCUUUUCUUUGAACAAAAAUAUAUCUUUGAUUUUACUUUCACAACGUAAGAACAACUUUGUGUCAAAAAGGGAAAUAUUGAGUGCUUGUUCAUUUAGUUUUCUCUCUGAUGUAUAAAGUGCAAGAAGCUUUUUUUUUUCACAAGGAAAAUUACAUGAAUGUUGGAUUUCUUUCAGAAGUAUAGCUGACAGUAUAGUUUUUUAUUUUUUCGCCUGAAAGAUGAGUAAGUACUUAAAAGAGAGGUGAGAAUCCGUCCCUCAUUUACUCAGGUGAAUGUUAUUUAGCCAGUUAGCCUUUAGCGACCUUUAUGCUACGCUCCUGAAAAUUUCUAGAAAAAUGUCAUCUUCCCCUAGUGGCUCCUUCAAACAUUACGCCUCACAGUGGGAGAUUUCCCCUGUGGAGCGAGGGUGGUCUCAGGAGGCUGCAGAAGUCAUAAUGUAAUGUUUACAAAGACGGCAAACAAACAAACGCACAAACUGGUGAGCAGAAGAUGGAGCAUGAAGCCGCCUCGUUAAAUGUUUAAGAGCAGAAUGAAAGGAUCUCGUCUCCUGCUCACUCGCUCGACAUACGGUAUGUCUUGCUGCGUUCACACUUCAGCUCACCCUGACUUCUUGUUUUUAUUUUGACUGAGAGGCAGGCAGCAGAAAGUCUGCAUGAAGUCAGGGUGAAAAUGUGUCUUGUUUGCGUUCACACAUGCCCCUCAUCCUAAAAACUGUCAGGAGUUUUGUGCACAUACACAUACUUUGGUUUCUACUGGACAGGUCUUAUCAAACUUGAACGUUACUUUCAGCCCUCUUAGGGAGCAGAACUGAAAGUUCAGUGUAGUAUAAAUAAUUAUGAUACAACUUUACAUUUACAUGUACAGUGUUACGAGGUCAGAGCUGAAUGCACAGCAGCUGUAGGGGUCUUUAAGGGUCUUUGUCGAGCACUCAGGGCUGCGCUGAUCAGCGUAAUCAUUCUCCUUUAUUAGCAAAUGGAGUGAAGAUUAUUCUCAGCUUCUCGUCUUCUGUGAGGGUACGGAUUACACCACGUUUUUUUUUUUCUGUUACACUAAUUUAUAAAGUUUGGCAAAGACAGAAAAGAGGCGUCGCUCUGCCUUUGUUAGAAGACACAAGACAUGGAAGCAGAACAAAAAGCCAUAUGAGAGGAGCAGCCGUCCAUUCAGUUUCUCACUCUGCUGACUGCUUGAGAAUCCGCCUCCUCAGAUGUAGUCGGCAGUGUUAACAAUCAUCCGCCUUCUAGUGACAUAAAGUGUCCUUACUUGUGAACUCUGCAGGGUGAUCACUCUUUCUGUUUAAGUUUUUUAAUUUUUUUUAUUUGUGGUUCAGCACUCCUCAGGCAGACAAAGAUUUGGUUAACCGGUGUUUGAACUUUCUUUUUUUUCUGCAGUACUACUGAGUUUACUCCCCAAGUUUUACGGAAGCAAAAAUGCACCUCCCACAGUUCCUGUUUCAUGAAUGUGCAGCUUUUUUUUUUUUGUGUGUGAGGUUUUUUUUGUGGAUCGCAGAUGUCUUUUAAUAGAAAAUGUUACCUUUUUUUUUUUUUACAUUUUAGAAAUGUUAUCCAUGUUGAUAUAGAGGCCGCACACUUUGCAUUGAUAUUUUAAAGUGUACAAAAGUGACACUAAUUUUAAAAAAUAGUGUAUUUUUAAGUCGGCUGUGUUAAGAAGCUCAUGUUAUCCAAUGAUUUAUUGAAACUACGUUAACAAAAAAGGACUUCUGAAUGCAGCUAUUAGUGUUAUGACUGUUAGUUUUCCUUAAUAUCUUCUGUCUGACACAUGGGGCGGACAUGAUCAAAACAUGAGUUAACAAAACGACAGAAUUCCCCAUAGCGCCCCCUCAGAUCUGCGUUUGCAUGAUGAUGUUCAUUUAUUUAAAAGUCACACCUGGUUGUAUUUCCAAUUUUCCGUUUGCUGUUUCUGCAAGUUUUAGUUUCUUUUUUUUUAAACAGAUGAUGUACAGUAUAACACUGCAGACAGAUUUAGUAUUUUAUUUGUUUUUUGAAGAAGUAAAGAUAUUUUUAUUGCUGCAUCUUUCUCUCUUCCAAAGUUCACAUAUGUCUUCAGGUUUAAGGAUGCCUUCCAAUAAAAGCAACAACGAUACAAA
This is a messenger RNA of Labrus mixtus (cuckoo wrasse), 5291 nucleotides long. RefSeq names its product MLX interacting protein (gene mlxip). Gene Ontology annotation, cellular component: nucleus. NCBI's taxonomy places the organism in Eukaryota, Metazoa, Chordata, Actinopteri, Labriformes, Labridae. The transcript has 17 exons. Gene Ontology annotation, biological process: regulation of transcription by RNA polymerase II. Gene Ontology annotation, molecular function: protein dimerization activity; RNA polymerase II cis-regulatory region sequence-specific DNA binding; DNA-binding transcription factor activity, RNA polymerase II-specific. The coding region runs from base 290 to 2845 and encodes 851 amino acids. The record is from RefSeq and is a predicted model, not a curated record.